AUGCCCGUCAAAGAUCCCAGCAGUUUCGCAAACACCUCUGACAUUGUCACCACUCACCUUCAUUUGAACUGGACUAUCUCCUUUGAAGAACGCAAGAUUGCUGGCAAUGUCGUCUUGGACUUGGUCGCGCUUAAGGACAAUGUUGACAAGGUCGUGCUUGAUACCAGCUAUCUUGAUAUUCGUGCUGUCUACGUCAACGAUGCUGAAGCCAAGUAUGAGAUUGCCGACCGCCACGCUGCCCUUCGCUCUGCUUUGACCAUUCAUUUGGCACAACCCGUUGCUGAAGGCACCAAGCUCAAGGUCAAGGUUGAUUAUUCCACCACUGAUAAAUGCACUGCUGUUCAAUACUUGGAACCAGAACAAACCCUUGGCAAGAAGCAUCCCUACCUCUUUUCCCAAUGCCAAGCUAUCCACGCACGUUCCUUUGCUCCUUGCCAAGAUACUCCCGGCGUCAAGAUCACUUAUUCAGCUGAUGUUACCUCGCCUUUACGCGUCUUGAUGAGCGCAUUGCAUACAGGUCAUGAGGAUGCAGGCAAUGGUCUUACCACCUAUCACUUUCAACAAAAGACGACUAUGCCCAGUUACUUGAUUGCUAUUGCUGCCGGUAACCUUGUGGGUAAGGAAAUUGGUCCCCGUAGCACAGUAUGGUGCGAGCCUGAAAUGGUGGAUGCUGCUGCUUGGGAAUUCGAGGAUACUGAAAAGUUUAUUGCUACCGGUGAAAAAUUGUUGACGCCUUAUGAAUGGGGCCGCUACGACUUGUUGGUGCUUCCCCCAUCCUUCCCCUACGGCGGAAUGGAGAAUCCUUGCUUGACGUUCGUUACACCAACUUUGGUCAAUGGUGAUCGCAGUGCUGUCGAUGUCGUCGCACACGAAAUUUCUCACAGCUGGAUGGGUAACUUGGUCACUACUGCCAACUGGGAACACUUUUGGUUGAACGAAGGUUGGACUGUUUUCACUGAACGUAAGAUCUUGCGUUAUUUGCAUGGUGAACUUGAGCGUCAAUUCAGCUCCAUCAUUGGCUGGAAGGCAUUGAAGGAAAGCGUAAAGCUCUUCGGUCCCGAUUCACCUGCCACCAUUCUCAAGCCUGAUCUCAGCAGCGGUAUUGAUCCUGAUGACUAUUUCAGCUCUAUUCCUUAUGAGAAGGGCUUCAACCUCUUGUAUCACAUUGAGAAGACUGUUGGUGGUCCCGAUGUCUUUGAACCUUAUAUGAAGUCCCAUGUUGAGCGUUUCGCUUCCAAGUCGAUUACCACUGAAGAAUGGAAGGCACAUUUAUUUGAGUAUAUGGAGAAGAACCAUGGCCAAGAAGUUGUGGACAAGCUCAAGACGAUCGACUUUGAUCUCUGGAUCAAUGGCAAGGGAAUGCCACCAGUGUAUCCUCAAUUUGAUACUACCCUCGCUGAUCAGUGUUAUGCUCUUGCUAAGCGUUGGGAUGAAGCACGUAACUCGGAUGAUUUGUCUGGCUUUGCACCCAGUGAUGUGGAAAAGUUCACUGCUACUCAAAAGCUUGUCUUCCUUGAACGUCUCACCGAUUGUGAACCCUUCCCUCAUCAUUUAUUGGCCAAGAUGGAUGAAUUAUACAAGAUGACAGCCAUUCGCAACAGUGAUGUGCGCUUCAGAUGGCAACAAUUGUGUGUGCUUGCUAGCUAUAAGCCUAUCUAUCCUCACGUGGUGGCAUUCAUCACUGAGCAAGGACGCAUGAAAUUUGUCAGACCUCUUUAUCGUCUCUUGUACAAGGCUCAAGAUGGCGCUGAACUUGCCAGAGAGACUUUUAUCAAGCACAAGGCAUUCUAUCAUCCUAUUGCUGCAUCAUUGAUUGAGAAGGAUAUUGGUUUGAAGCAAUAA
Messenger RNA from Lichtheimia ornata, 1842 nucleotides. Its product is annotated as leukotriene A-4 hydrolase/aminopeptidase. The record is from RefSeq and is a predicted model, not a curated record. The coding region runs from base 1 to 1842 and encodes 613 amino acids. The transcript is spliced from 11 exons. Gene Ontology annotation, biological process: proteolysis. Gene Ontology annotation, molecular function: metallopeptidase activity; epoxide hydrolase activity; aminopeptidase activity. Lineage: Eukaryota; Fungi; Mucoromycota; Mucoromycetes; Mucorales; Lichtheimiaceae. Gene Ontology annotation, cellular component: cytosol.